AUGGUGGAGAAGGGCAACAGUCUGAUGUUACCAGGCACCAUCGGGGCCAUUCUGGUGGUGGUAGCAGGGUUAUCCUAUCAACAAUCAGGAUUUGUGGUGGGUCUCUUAAAGGGCUUUUUCUCCGAAGAUUGCUGGGAGACUUGGCCUCCUUCCGCAGAAUGCGUGGUACACAAUGUACCCAUUCUGAUUGCCGUUAUUUCCACGGUGGUUCUCUUCCAAAUUGAACACGAAGACUUGAAAAGUGAUGAGCUGGGAACUGUGGAUGCCAAGGAAUUACUCUCCAAAAUUCGUGAACUGGCCGAACUUUCCGACUACAAAGAGGCCGUCAUGUUGGACGCCAUUGAUUGGCUGUGGAAAUUAUUUGAGAAAGAGCUCAGGAUUGCCAUUGACAAAACCAGAGAACAGACUGUAGUAGAAUAUGCCGAUGGCGAAAAGCUGGCAGCUCUCAUGGAACGGAUUUAUGGUAACCUCAAAAAGUUUUCCUCUUCGGCAGGGUACCUUCAAGAUCCGGAGGACAAAAAACGCAUCAAUAGGCAAAUCCGUGUCGCUUGGAAACUUGGAAUUCAGAUUGGCUUUGAGGGAAUUUCCAAGGCAUGCAAAAUGAUUGCCAUUGCUGGCACUGAUUCUUUGAUUUGGGUAGCGGCCCAGACAGUCUUUACAACCCUUACAGCCUCCACGACUGCCUUGUCCUAUUCCUACAGAGCCCAAGUGCUCCAAGUCUGA
Seminavis robusta is the source of this 723-nucleotide messenger RNA. NCBI's taxonomy places the organism in Eukaryota, Bacillariophyta, Bacillariophyceae, Naviculales, Naviculaceae. The record is from the annotation of a GenBank genome assembly.